AUGUGUGCACAUUUGGCUCUUCCCCUCUACCAGCCGUACCCCGGCGGGUCUGGCAUGAGAUACCUGGAUCUGUACUGGAACUCGGUGGGAGAGGCAGGACAUGCCCCUGCUUCAGUUGGGCCAGCAGCAGCAGCGGCCAGUAGCAGUCCAUCUCCGGAGUCAGGAGAGAAGAGGCAGACUGCAGAUAUUUCUUCAUCUUCUUCCAGUUCUGGGAAUUUCAGCCAGUUCAUGCCAGACUUAGCCACCAGUCAACACUCAGCAUCCUCAUCCCCCCAGCCUACCACUAAGUCUCAAGAGGGCAGAGAAUAUGGCAUGGGGACAGUCAAGAAGGCCAAGAGCCGUACGGCCUUCUCCCAGGAGCAGCUGCAGACCCUGCACCAGCGGUUUCAGAACCAGAAGUACCUCAGCCCCCACCAGAUCCGGGAGCUGGCUGCUGCCCUCGGGCUCACCUACCAGCAGGUGAAGACUUGGUUCCAAAACCGGAGGAUGAAGCUGAAAAGGUGCCAGAAGCAUAUCUUGUGGACUGCUCGGGCUCAAUGCCUCACGCAAAAUAGCUUCCAGCCAAGUACUUACCUGGAUGUGUACCCAAAAUUCCACCAGGGCUACCCGAUUACUGCAGCCAGCAACAUCCAAACAAUGCCUACCCCCUGUCAACACUACAGAGCAGGGCAGAAUGCUUACACCAUUGUGACCAGCGAGGAUGGAGGAGUUUUUGGCAAAGGUGGAGGGACCUGCAGCAUCCAGCAGACAGUGGGCUUCAUUGCCCAGCACAAAGUAGACUUUUAUCAUAGCUAUCCUGGCAGUGUGGAAUAUUCAUGCACAAAGACAAGUGAUGGUUAUAACUUUCACCAGUCAGCCCCCAUGGGGGCACCAUUCCCAGCCACUGCUGGCCACCAUCUCUAUCAUUCCUAA
Numida meleagris (helmeted guineafowl) is the source of this 912-nucleotide messenger RNA. RefSeq names its product homeobox protein NANOG-like. The coding region runs from base 1 to 912 and encodes 303 amino acids. The record is from RefSeq and is a predicted model, not a curated record. Gene Ontology annotation, molecular function: RNA polymerase II cis-regulatory region sequence-specific DNA binding; DNA-binding transcription factor activity, RNA polymerase II-specific. The transcript has 4 exons. Gene Ontology annotation, biological process: regulation of transcription by RNA polymerase II. Lineage: Eukaryota; Metazoa; Chordata; Aves; Galliformes; Numididae.